This is a messenger RNA of Salvia hispanica, 1994 nucleotides long. RefSeq names its product 2-oxoacid dehydrogenases acyltransferase family protein (gene BCE2). Gene Ontology annotation, cellular component: cytoplasm; mitochondrion. NCBI's taxonomy places the organism in Eukaryota, Viridiplantae, Streptophyta, Magnoliopsida, Lamiales, Lamiaceae. Gene Ontology annotation, molecular function: acetyltransferase activity; lipoic acid binding. The record is from RefSeq and is a predicted model, not a curated record.
AGAUGAUGUUGGAGAAAGAUUUAUUUUUUACAGAUAGGAUCUACUUAUCCACUUUAUAUACAUAUUUAAUAGAUGCUGAGCAAAUAUUUUAGUGUUAAUAAUUUUUAGGUGAUCCCUUCGAAUUGUAUACAUAAUCAGUGCAAAAAAUUGUUUGCAAUCAUUCCAAAAUCCAUCAAGGAAAUCCGACAACUUAUCCAGUUCAUACAAUUAAUCGAACUAAAUAACUAUGAUUUGUCGACAAUUUCAUCAAAAAAAUCCGCGGAGUUUGAGCCAGUGGUGGCGAUUUGUUUCCUCCGCCACCGCUCCGCCGUCGAGGGCCUCCAGCGCCGCCGCUGAUUCGGAGCUGGUUCCUGUCUUCCGAGCUCAAGAUGACAUUUUUAAGAAGCCCAAAAUGUUGUUUUCAUCGAAGAAUCGUUGCCCAGAAAGUUCUUGGAGCAUGCCAAUUGGGAUUAGUAGGUGUAGAUUUUCGACUCAAACUAUGGCCGAUGCCCCUUUCGAUGGUGUGGUAGAUGUGCCUUUGGCGCAGACUGGUGAAGGAAUUGCGGAAUGCGAACUUCUUAAAUGGUUCGUUCAGGAGGGUGAGCAAGUCGAAGAAUUCCAACCACUUUGUGAGGUUCAAAGCGACAAAGCAACGAUAGAGAUCACAAGUCGUUACAAAGGAAGAGUUUCGAAGGUUCUUCAUGUCCCCGGUGAUAUUGUUAAGGUCGGAGAAACUCUUUUGAAGAUGGUUGUUGACGAAGAUGCCCUCUUUAGUCAGCCUUCUGAAAUAUUGGAAGUUAUCAAGGCACAAGUUCCCGAUGCAAGUAAACCAGAAGAUGCUGGUCCAGGUGUCAGUAAACCAAAGGUUGGCGGUGUGAGGUCCACGCCUGCUGUUCGUAAUCUUGCAAAACAAUAUGGUGUAAAUAUUGAAGAUGUUCGUGGAACCGGUGAAGAGGGGAGAGUGUUGAAAGAGGAUAUCCUUGCUUAUGCUGCUCGUGGAGGUGUUCUGAGCGAAACCUCAGCUUCUGCCGAUCAAAGUCUUGAAGGAGAUCAGAUCAUCCCGAAUAUUUCUUCGACAUAUGGCUGGGAGUAUGAAGACCAGACUAUCCCUCUGAGGGGAUUCCAGCGUGCUAUGGUCAAAGCAAUGACGUUAGCUGCGAAAAUUCCACAUUUCCAUUAUGUGGAUGAGAUAAACUGCAAUGCCCUCGUCGAGCUCAAAGCAUCCUUCCAAAGAGCGAAUUCUGAUGCAGGCGUUAAGUACACUUUCCUUCCUGUUCUGAUAAAGUCUCUUUCGAUGGCAUUGAGCAAAUAUCCCAUGCUUAAUAGUUGCUUUAGUGACGAAUCGCAAGAGGUGACUCUCAAAGGAUCCCACAACAUUGGUAUUGCGAUGGCUACUCCACACGGUCUAGUCGUACCUAACAUUAAGAAAGUUCAGUCUCUCUCCAUCUUCGAGAUCACAAAGGAGCUGGCGCGGCUCCAAGAGUUGGCCCUGGCUAACAAGCUCAGUUCCGAUGACAUAUCGCGUGGAACCAUCACCUUAAGCAACAUCGGUGCAAUUGGAGGGAAAUUCGGCUCCCCCCUCAUCAAUGCACCCGAAGUUUCCAUUAUCGCGAUUGGAAGAAUCCAGAAAGUUCCACAGUAUGACGAAGGCGGGAACGUGUAUCCCGCCUCGAUUAUGACGGUAAACAUAGGCUCUGAUCACAGAGUUCUCGAUGGUGCAACGGUCGCAAAGUUCUGCAACGAGUGGAAGCAAUUCAUCGAGAAACCCGAGCUCCUGAUGCUUCACACAAGAUGAUCUGAGCCCGCCUGCGUCGCUGGGGAUGCGUGGACGCCUGAGGGCGUCGCCUGAAUACGAAAACAACGCGUACGAAACACAGCACAAGAAGUGGCGUUUACAAGAAGCAAUAAAGAAAGAAACUGCAAUGUAAGGACUCCUUUUGCUUUUCAAAGAAAAAGAAGAAAAAAACUAAAAUUGUCUUACAACUGAAAGCUCGUUAUCAGACUGCUUCGUCUCA